GGGGGUGAGAGGGUUGUGGAGGAAGAAGAGGAAGAUGAAAGAGGGGGGCUAUCAGACCUAAUGGUGUGGGUGGGACUUUCUCUACCUAUAAGGCCAGGGCUAAGAGAUAGUCAAUCAGUCAGAACGGUUGGGCAGCACAUGACGACUUCUAUACCUAAAGACGUUCAAAUCUGAAAACUUCAACAGCUGAAGAUGAGGUUGAGUCUGGUGUUCUCUUCUCUGCUCUGUGUAGCCACAUGGAUGACCGGGCUCGAUGCAAGCUUUGGACCAGUCAACACUUGCUGUCUUCAGCUGACUCAGAAAAGAAUCCACCAAAACGUAGUGGACUACACCGUACAGACUACAGCACUGUGUCCCAUCGAAACCAUAGUGUUACACACCGUAGAAAGGAAGAGGAUCUGCGGUGACCCAGGAAGUGAUUGGGUGAGGAAGGCCAUGGCAAAGGUGGACGAAAUCAAGACAAUCAAGAGAGAGGAGGAGGAAGGAAAGGAGGGCGAGACAGUGACCAAGGCACCGGCAGUGCCACGUAAACAGGGAAAGGGACAAAAGAAGGGAGGCAAAAAAGGAAAGGGGAAAGGAGGGAAGAGGGGAGGAAAGAGAGAGGGAAGAGGGCGCAAGAGAACUGGUGUACCAAAACCAAUUGUGUAACUGAGCACAAUUGAUGUUAGGUCUAAAUCGUGGACUUCUGCCUGUAGGAGGAGAGCAAGAUAAAAAUAAAAAAAAGUUAAAAAGUAGUACAGUGGCAAGGACAUCUACCGAUGUUGACAUGUUGUAAAUCAAAUUUUAUCCAUGAGUACAUUUCUUUUUUUUUCAUGAGGACUUGACACAAAGUUGUUUUUUACUCCCUGUGUCACUGAUACAUGGGACCAAUGCUGUUUUAGUAAACGUUUUUAUCUUACUUUUAUUCUUGCACUGGCUGCCACUAGCGCAUGUUUGAAAAAAGGUUUAGGCUAUUUGGGAUGAUGGUGGUAUGUUGCCUCACCUACCUUUGUGGAAUGUAGCCUAGUUUUUAUAUACUUCUGAUAAUUGACUAUAAUGUACAUCUCCACAUGGCCUAUCUUCCCUAUAGGCCUAGACUUAGAAUAAAAUGCAAUCAAAAUGCAAACAAUACAGUUUUCGUUUCAUCGCUGAUGCUAUGUGUCAGUGUGAAUCGUUUCUCAUAUUUCCCCCCUUUCAGGGAUAUAACAUUAAAAUUGUAUAGCUAAUAGGCUUUGUGUUUGUAGAUCGACUGAGGUGAAUGAACCUACUGCAGCCAAGGUGAUAAUGUUCUCCAAAUACAAUUUUAAUGUUUUUUAGUUGUAUAGAAUUAUUUCUAAAGUUGAAGCUCCUUUACUGCAUCCGGACCUCACUAAAACUCAAACCCUGGUUACGGCCCUGACAACAGGUGCCGGGGAGAGAAGUAUGGGUAGAAGUGUAUUUAAGCUGGCUCUGAAGGAAUACACUGAAAGUUCAUGUGAAACAGUCAAGUGGUUGAUCUGAAUACCAUUUAACCCACACGUCCCUGCUCACUUCAACAGCGCUAUGAUAAAUUAGUAGAAUGUACGUGUAAAUAACAUGCUUGUCUGUGUUAAAGUUACAUUUGUAUCUAUUACCUACCCUGCUAUCUUAAAUUGUCUUUAUAUUUGUAAUUUGUAAUACGUGUUUAUGUUAAGUCAAUAAAACUAUAUUAUCAUGAUAA
Molecule: messenger RNA, 1678 nt
Organism: Coregonus clupeaformis (lake whitefish)
Lineage: Eukaryota; Metazoa; Chordata; Actinopteri; Salmoniformes; Salmonidae
Product: C-C motif chemokine 2
Biological process (GO): G protein-coupled receptor signaling pathway; monocyte chemotaxis; cellular response to tumor necrosis factor
Cellular component (GO): extracellular region
Molecular function (GO): chemokine activity; CCR chemokine receptor binding
Source: RefSeq, a predicted model, not a curated record